Oncorhynchus tshawytscha (Chinook salmon) is the source of this 1187-nucleotide messenger RNA. Its product is annotated as growth hormone-releasing peptides-like. Gene Ontology annotation, molecular function: signaling receptor binding. The transcript has 3 exons. Gene Ontology annotation, biological process: neuropeptide signaling pathway; negative regulation of gonadotropin secretion. The record is from RefSeq and is a predicted model, not a curated record. The coding region runs from base 17 to 694 and encodes 225 amino acids. Lineage: Eukaryota; Metazoa; Chordata; Actinopteri; Salmoniformes; Salmonidae.
GUUCCACAGAGACAAGAUGCUUCCUGUCACUGCCACUUUGAGGACGACCAUGUCGAUGUUCACCUUGGUUAUUCUGGGGUGUUUGGGGUUCCAAGGGGUGAUGGCCUCUGACUCUAGGGCGUACAGAAUGUCCAUGACCAACGACAACGAUGGGCACACCACCAGUCAGCGACAGGACCCUCAGACAAGCAAUGAAAUACCACGGAGUAUCGAGGUGGAUGAUUUCAAAAUCAACGUAGUGCCGACCAGCGGCAAAGUCAGCUUAGCACCGACCAUGGUCCGACUCUACCCGCCACCAGUCAAAACGUCACACCUUCAUGCCAACCUUCCGCUUCGCUUCGGCCGGGACUCCCUACCCGACGACACCCACUCACCCAAAACGACCCUUAAUUUACCGCAACGGUUUGGAAGAGCACAGGGGUCUGGCGCAACGGAACCGACGUCGUGUAUUGAGUGUCCCCAUGUCGGGACACUGCCCUCCGCCACCCUGCCACAGAGGUUCGGCAGGAAUGAGUUCAACCGCCAGUAUCCUUUCCGAGCUAUGGCCUUUUUCUCACGCAGGUCCGAACCCGUGCCAAAUGGAAACAUUAGGCAGCAAGACUAUAAUUAUUAUGAUUUUGGCUCAGAGGAAGAAGAGACACGGGAGAAGACUCUGAAGAGCUCAACGUUGGAUUUUCUCCUCUGGAACUCUUGAAAGAACUCUGUCGCCACAGAAGUGGGUCCCGUUUUCAUGACCUGGGUCGCUUAUGUUUUUUCGUAAUUUUGAUCUACUAUGUAAUGUAUGAAUAUUGUUAAAUUGGUGGCAUAUUGUUACUUAAUCAUGUAAAGCACAAAUUAAAACGAUAGUAUCGAUUUUACCGUUGAUUUGGAUGUUAUUCGUUUCAGAACCAUGGAUAGCUCCAAAGUGGUCUACCAAACGUCAACUUCUGAAUGUUCCACUUCUCAACCACUCUCUCUCGUAUCUCUCGCCUCCCCUCUCCUCCCAAUUGAAAAAAAAACAACCAAAAAACAGUAGGCCUACUUAGCUAAUGAUAGAUAGGCUAAUCAUGUAAUACUGUAGCUAGACCAGGUGCUGACUGGCCAACCUGGUCUCAGAGCAGUUUGUAUUAUUUUGUAUGUAAAUCUUGCACACUCCAUUUAGUAUGCUAUGUUAUGUUUCAUAUGAUAUGUAUUAAUUUGUGGAUGUC